Styela clava is the source of this 1097-nucleotide messenger RNA. Lineage: Eukaryota; Metazoa; Chordata; Ascidiacea; Stolidobranchia; Styelidae. The record is from RefSeq and is a predicted model, not a curated record.
UAAACCUAUCUUUUCUUCACAAGUACAAAAAAGCACUUAUUUCUCUAAUAACUAUGGAGGAAGAAAAUGGAUACAUGGACCCAAGAUACAUCACUCCUGAUAAUGUUUAUCGGAUGGGAGAGGAAGGUCCAAUCGAAGGCGAGUACAAUAUAGCUUAUGGGGAAUCUACAGCACCAACUGCUUCAGAAAACCGGAGAAAUGCGGCGCCGGAUUCACGUGACAGGAGUCAAUCAGAAGUAUCCGGAAUAAGAUCGGAUGAAAAUGGCUACGCUAUUCUUGAAGGUGAAGAGAUCUAUUCUAAUAUUGACGACGAUACCCCAACGAUUCCACCUUCGAUUCCGACUUCUCCACCUCCGCGUAUGACUCCGAUCACCGCCACCACAGGAAUGGGCAACUCAAUAAAUGAGGACCCUUCAAAUGAAGAAAAAACUGCCGUUUCUUGGAAGAAGAAAUUUGUAGUUUUAUUCGUCGUUAUGAUUUUUAUCAUCACUGUAUUGGUCUGCGUGUUUACUUUGACACUGAGAAAGGUAAAAGACAAAGCUGCACCGACUCAAGCACCAACAACAAACUCUACUUGCAAUGGAAUAAAGCAACAACGAAAAUGUUAUUUUGCCAAUGAGUGUAAGAAGUGCAACUUUAAAAAAGCAUCGUCUCUUUGCAAGAAGAAAAAUUCCACGCCAGCAAAUAUAUACGGUCUGCGGCAAUACAACCGAACGAUGGAAUAUUUAAAAAAAAUCACAAAAAUUGGAUCCAAGACGGUGAUAGUUAGACUUGGAAUGAAAUACAAUACGGCGGACGAAACAGUCACGUGGUUUAACGGUUCAAUGGCCACCUUCGUAAAAUGGAAGAGACGUUUUCCGGUGAGAACAAAGACAUUUAGUCACAUCGCUCUCUGUGUGAGUGAAUAUCCGUUUGCCCAAGGAAUGGUGAAUAAAAACCCGAAUGAUGAGCUAAACUGGAUUUUAUGCGAAAGAUAGAACAAUGGAGCAAUGGAUGAAGCUCAUUGGUGGCCGCUAGGUUUUAUCUUUUUUGAUGAACUGUAACCAGCGUCAGAUUGUUGCUCUCAUAGGCCUUACUCCUGAUAUGGGCAAACUACG